Molecule: messenger RNA, 1167 nt
Organism: Oppiella nova
Lineage: Eukaryota; Metazoa; Arthropoda; Arachnida; Sarcoptiformes; Oppiidae
Source: the annotation of a GenBank genome assembly
UCAGGUCUGACGCCGACUCCGGACGACUCGGACUCGUCGAUGAUGUCAAACGUGAACCAUAAGCACGAAGUGGACGCCGAGGUUCACGUGGACGCCGUGUCCGGUGGUGGCGAUCCGCGUAACGCCUCCCGUUUGGCCCAAAUCAAGGCCUACAGCCGUUCCCUAUCGCACUCGUCGAUGAGCACCCGGACGGACGUCGAGCCGUACGACGAGGACGAAGAGGAGGACUUCGAGACGCUGUCCAACGACUACAAGAAGACGGUGCGCGAGGAAAAGGUUAAACUUCAGCAGCAUUUCGAUCGCCAGAUGUCCACCACGGAGGCCAUGAAUGUGCGACUCGUGGACGCCAUACAAGAGUCUCAGCCGCCCCUCGGCUCAGAUCAGCCACCGAUCAUGAAUGGGGAGAACAGCUCGGGCUAUGACUUGACUGAAAUCAAGGAUGAAAACGGACAGACAGUUCUCCAUCAGUUGGCCGCUAAACAUCAUCAGAGAUCCGUAUUUUACAAAAUGUUAAGUGAAGCGGAAUACCUGAUACCGGAAAGGGAUGCAAAAUACCGUACAAUACGUGACAUAACAGUGGAGAAUGGCAUCAAAGAUAACCUACAAGUCGUGGAUCAGUACAUUCUGGACACAUUUGUCAAGGAGAAUAAGACCCUGGUCAGGACACUGGCACUCGAGGGCUAUAAUAACUUACUGACGGUCGUGGACGCCGAUGGGCACGACGUGAUCGCCACUCUCAAGAGGUAUAACAAGAUAUCGAUGCAGGAGUUCGUCCAAGACUUGGCUCAGUUUCAGAAAAAUCGCGACGAAUUGCACACAUUUAUACGGCACGGCUAUGCAGAGGGUGUAUGCAAUCUGGUGGACACGGACAGCGAGCUUGUGAUAGCAAAAAGUGAGCAAGGUAGGCACGCCUUACACAUAUCGGUGCUGUUCGCUAACCUCGACAUAAUCAAUGCGCUAAUCGACGCCAACCCUCAGGCGGUCAACACUCCCGACAACUUGGGUCGAACUCCACUCCACUACGCUAUGGCCAGUAGUCUAGUGGAGGAGAUCGGACGGGUGCUCAUACGUGCCGGUGCUAACAGAGCGCUCCGGGAUGUGCGUAUGCGAACUCCGAGCUAUUAUUUCGUAUACAAACAGGAGAUCAGAGAUAUCAAGGAGGAGGAG